AUGGUGCCCCAGCUGGCGCCCGCCCGCGCGCGGUGCCCGACAUCUCGCACUGCUGUGCGACUCGCCUCGUCCGUCGCCCGCUUGCUCGCCCGCCCGCGCCAGGGCGAGCGCGUCUGCGUCGACGGCUGGGUGCGUUCCGUCCGCAAGCAGAAGCGCAUUGCUUUUGCGGCCCUGGGCGACGGCUCGACGCUGUCGCCGCUGCAAGUUGUUCUGCCUCCGGAUCUUGCCAAAGACCUCACCACUGGUGACGCCGUCUCCAUCGAAGGCGAAUGGGCCGAAUGCCCCCCCGGCAAGCAGCAGUCGCACGAGCUGCACGCCCACAGCGUCCGUGUUCUGGGCCAGAACGACUCUGCUGUGAGUAACAGAGAAGCCGCCGUGCCUGUCCGCCUGCUGAUUGCUGCGUCACUGCAGGCCUAUCCUUUGCAGAAGAAGUACCACAGCCCAGAGUUCCUGAGGACUCUGCCGCAUCUGCGCACACGAACCCCUUUCAAUUCCUUGCUGCUGCGUCUCCGCUCGCAGCUCAUCGCCCACGUCACCAGCUUCUUCGCCAAGCAUGACUUUGUCCAGACGCACCCGCCCAUCAUCACCUCCUCGGACUGCGAGGGGGCCGGCGAGGUCUUCACCGUGCUCCCCCAGUCUGAUCUGCCGCAAGCUGACCCGGCCCUCAAACCGGCCGACCCUUUCUUCCGCUCACCAAAGUAUCUCACCGUGUCGUCUCAACUGCACCUGGAGGCCCUGGCGCAGUCUGUUGGAAAGGUCUGGACGCUGUCGCCGACCUUUCGGGCGGAGAAAAGCGACACGCCCCGUCACCUGAGUGAGUUUUACAUGCUCGAGGCUGAAGUCUGCUUUGUCGAAAGGCUGGACGACGUCAUGGACGUGGUUGAGAACUUGCUGCGCGAGAUUGCCACGAAUUUGACAAAUUCAACCAUUGGCAGAGAGCUCCUACUGGCUCGGUCUGCCGACUGGACGAAGGAUGAUGAGGCCUCGAGCAUUACGUCGCAGGCGCUGUUGCAAAGGUGGGAGAGCCUGUGUAAGGGGCCGUGGCCCCGGAUAACUUACGCAAAGGCUAUAUCAGUCCUUCAGGAUGCCGAAAGUCGGGGCGCUGUAAACUUCAACUUCAAAGCCUCGUUCGAAGAUGGGCUGCAGGCGGAGCACGAAAGGUUUCUGGCCGAAGAUAUCGGGCAGGGUGGUCCGGUGUUCGUAACGGAUUAUCCCCGCGCCGUGAAACCGUUCUAUAUGGCACCCUCGGCCCAGGCGCCCGGAAAUGAUACGGUUUCCUGUUUCGAUCUCCUGGUCCCGGAGGUAUGCGAACUGGUAGGCGGGUCGAUGCGUGAGCACCGUCUACCCGAGUUGCUGGCUGCCAUGGAUGCCCAUGGCUUGCAACGGCCAGACCAGCCCAGCCCCGCACCUGACGCUGAAAGCUCGAGCGAAGCAACCGUCCAGCUUGAUCCAGCAGCCGCGAAGAACCCUGGCAAUCUGCAGUGGUAUACAGAUCUCCGCAGGUUCGGUAGUGUUCCUCAUGGUGGAUUUGGCAUCGGGUUCGACCGACUUCUGUUAUACUUAUCUGGUGUCUCCAACAUCCGGGAUGUUGUCGGAUUUCCCAGAUGCAUGCGCUAG
This is a messenger RNA of Lasiodiplodia theobromae, 1617 nucleotides long. RefSeq names its product Aspartyl/Asparaginyl-tRNA synthetase class IIb. The record is from RefSeq and is a predicted model, not a curated record. The coding region runs from base 1 to 1617 and encodes 538 amino acids. Gene Ontology annotation, molecular function: asparagine-tRNA ligase activity; ATP binding; nucleic acid binding. Gene Ontology annotation, cellular component: mitochondrion. The transcript is spliced from 3 exons. Gene Ontology annotation, biological process: asparaginyl-tRNA aminoacylation. NCBI's taxonomy places the organism in Eukaryota, Fungi, Ascomycota, Dothideomycetes, Botryosphaeriales, Botryosphaeriaceae.